Messenger RNA from Mytilinidion resinicola, 897 nucleotides. RefSeq names its product putative aldo-keto reductase. The record is from RefSeq and is a predicted model, not a curated record. Lineage: Eukaryota; Fungi; Ascomycota; Dothideomycetes; Mytilinidiales; Mytilinidiaceae. The transcript is spliced from 2 exons. Bases 1 to 897 code for a protein of 298 amino acids. Gene Ontology annotation, molecular function: oxidoreductase activity.
AUGGCCUUAAAGCUUACCAAGCGGGGUAUAUCCAUAGCACUGGGGACCGAGAAAGUUCGCGGAGUCGAAUGUAUAAACUAUAUCCAGCAAGGCCUCGUAGCUGGCUAUCGCAUGAUUGAUUCCGCUCAAGCAUACCAAAAUGAAGAAGAAAUCGGGCAAGCCGUCCGAAACUCGUUGAUACCUCGCGAAAACAUCUUUGUGAUAAACAAGAUCUCUAGUGGAUUUAAGAAAAAUCCGCGCAGCGUCAAGGAAGCAUCAGACUCUGCGCGAGCCUCUAUUGACAGACUAGGACUGUCUUACGUAGAUCUAUUCCUCAUCCAUCAACCUGGCGAUAGUGCAGACGAUACGGCAGCAGAUUCCCGGCGUGUAACCUGGCAGGCCCUGGAGGAUCUGGUUGAGGAAGGCAGCAUCAAAAGCAUUGGUGUUUGCAACUACACAGCGGAGCACAUCUUGGAACUACGGCAGUUUGCGAAGAUUUAUCCACCAAGAGUCAAUCAACUAGAGCUCCAUCCAUGGUGCCAGCAGCGCAAACUUGAAAGCUUUUGCAGAGAUCAAGGAAUUGGUAUUCAGGCUUAUAGUGCAAUUGCUCGGAACAGCCACUCAUCGCAUCCCGAACUUUGUGCAUUGGCAACCAAAUACAACAAAUCGACCGCCCAAGUUCUCAUUCGGUACAGCCUUCAAAAGGCAUGGACACCAAUCGUGAAAUCGACAAGCCUCGCUCAUCUCCACGCCAAUUUGCAAGUGGAAAAUUUCACCAUCUCUAGAGAUGAUAUGAAAAUGUUGGAUUCGUGGGAUAAGAAGAUGGAGGGAUCUAUACGUAUGUGCUUGGAGAGAAUUCAAAUGCCGAAAAUUAACAGCCCGCCAGUUCCAUGGUUGAUAAAUACGGCCGAGGAGUAA